AUGAUGGCCACUGCUGGAGGUGUGAUGAGCAAGCUACCGUGGGAUCCAUCACCGCUGUCACCAUCGACUCGUAGACUGGGACCGGGGGAGGAAGACCAGCAGCAGCACCAGCUCCAGCUCCAGCACCAGCUCCAGCUCCAGGAAGAGGACCACCACCCUCGUCGACCCUGGACAGCGGCAACGAUGGCGGUGGACCGUCAUGAGCUCAUAAGUUUCCUUGACGACGCGGACGCGGACGAUAUCUUCCUGUCUUAUUCCUCUACUACUACUGAUGGUAUUGCUUCGUCUCUCUUUAUCGUUGACACCAACAACGACAAUAACCAUCUGAUAAUUACCACCACCAACAACAACAAAAACAACAAGACCAUCAAUAAUAACCAAAAAGACACCGCCUCCGCCACCACAGCCGCCACCACCAUUGGCUCAUCGUUUCCCCGAUACCCUUCCUUUUACUCGUCUGCCCGGUCUAGCCUCGAGUCGACAGGCGUAACCACCUGGUCGUCGACAACGAACACGACCCCGACGGAGACAACGUUGACAAUGGCGCCUUUGUUCGGCUUGGGCGGCGCCGGCGCUAAGAACAAUGGCAAGACGGCAGCCCCGGCGGAGACAGCGGAGGGCGUGAGGACCAGCGAAGAUAGCGUGGACCGGUCCCACGGCCUCUGGAACUAUUUGCACCACGGACUCGAUGGCUACAGCUCUCCCGACCUACGACAGCUGCGCCAACCCUCUACGAUCUGA
Messenger RNA from Colletotrichum truncatum, 741 nucleotides. The record is from RefSeq and is a predicted model, not a curated record. NCBI's taxonomy places the organism in Eukaryota, Fungi, Ascomycota, Sordariomycetes, Glomerellales, Glomerellaceae.